AUCCGCCAUGUCCUCUGUUAGUGUGUACAUCUGGGGCAGUGUCACUGACGUCCUCCAUUCAGCCUGCAGUGUGUUAGCUCUCAGAGGAGACACAGAGCAUUCAGGUGAGCACACGGCCCCAGGAGACGCCAGACACGGGUGUUCCUCCUGCCUCACCGACGAUGGGGCGAUGGAGGAAGAAGAAUUCGAAAUCCUUCUCCUGGAGGAACCUGAAGAAGGUGCAUCCCAGGAUCCUUCUCCAGGCGGGUCAGGAGGGCAGCGCGGGGAUGAAGGGACCCCGCAGACGCUGAGGCUCAUCCUGGUGGGAAAAUCCGGGAGCGGGAAAAGCGCCACGGGAAACAGCAUCCUCGGGAGGAGAAUGUUCGAGUCCAAGCUCAGCGCUCGCCCGGUGACCCAGGCCUUCCAGCAGGGGCGCCGCGCGUGGGCGGGGAGGGAGCUGCAGGUCGUUGACACCCCGGACAUCCUGUCCCGCUGGGAGGCGCCGCGGGGGUCCGCUCAGGGCGUUGGUGAGGCCGGCCCCCGCUCCCCGCCGGGGCCGCACGCGGUGCUCCUGGUGACACAACUCGGCCGGUUCACCGAGGAGGACCAGCAGGUGGCCAGACGCCUCGAGGAGGUGUUCGGGGCGGGCAUCCUGGCCCGCACCGUCCUGGUGUUCACGCGGAACGAAGACCUGGACGGCGGCUCGCUGGGGACAUUCCUGCGGGAGACCGACAACCGAGCGCUGGCCGAGCCGGACGCGGUCUGCGCGCGGCGACACUGCGGCUUCAACAACAAGGGGGACGGAACCGAGCUGGAGGCCCAGCUGAGGGAGCUCAUGCGGCACGUCGAGGGGGUCCUGUGGGAGCACGAGAGCCGCGCCUACAGCCUCCCGGCUGCCCCUCACCCCCGCGCCGCGCCCCGGGAGAGCUGGGGCCUCUGGCGGCCCGGCGCCGGAGGGCGUGGGGACCAGGCCUGGCUGCGGGGCCUGCGCCGCAUCCUGAAGGAGCCCGAGCAAGCUGGAGGCCAGCUCCCGCCGAGCGCGCCCAUCUGAGGCACAGGCCUCCGCGGCUUCCUGCCUCCGGCUCCCAGGCCCCUCACUUGCGGGUCCAUCCCAGGGGUCCCUGCCCCCUCCUGGCUCCAGGCCAGCGUCUGGUCAGGCGGGAGGAGGUGGGUGGGCUCCUGAGUUCUCAGCUCCUUCAUCACACCUUCCAGAACACAGGGGCCCUCCUGCUCUGCGCCCCCCGCCCAUCCUCACGUGUCUCUGGCGUUCCCUGUCUGCAACAGAACUCUGAGAGAAGCCAAGCCUCCUGAGGCGGGCCUGUGCUCCUUUCUGCCUUGGAACCCUGGCAGCAUGCCGGCCACUGGAGGCUCGGCUUAUAGCUCGAUGCAGAUCAGCGUGGAAUGUGGACCGGGCAACUCUGCGUCUCUUGGGCUGUGUCCUUGCCCGUUAAGAGGGCAGGCACGAUGGCUUUUAGGGCCCAGCGCCAUGUGGGGCAGGACAGGUUCUGGGCUGGGGAGGAGAAGGCAACUAGAAACGGGGGAGGGCCGCAAGGAGCUGCUCUUGAUUCGCUCUUGAGAGAGGCCACCACCCGCAGCAAGGGAGCCCCAUGGGAUGGAGCAAGGCAGGGCAGGGGUGUCCAGGGGCCAGGUCUGCUCAGGAAACGGGCCUAGACCUGGCUGCAGGACACGGACCGCCCGGAGGUCCGAGUGGACUUGGGCAGCGGAGGAGCUCUUCCCAGGGAGGCUUGGACAAGGGAGGUCACACACCCGGCACCCCUCUGAUGCCCACUCUCCCGCAUGGAGAGCAGAGGGGAGACUUCCAGCCCUGCCUCUGCCUGACCUGCAACCAGUCCCUUCUCCCCUGAGAGGGGGAGAAAGCAAGCGGAGUCUGGGCCUGAACGCGGGUUCCCCAACCAGGUGUUUGGGGGUGUAGAAUGGAGGGAGGAAGGAAGAAAGGGAAGCUGCAAAGAAAGAAGCAGGAGACCACGUGAACGUCCUCGGGAGCAGCCUGCGGGCCUGGGAGAGUCCUGCAACUGGGGUGUCAUCUCAUCCUCACCCAGAGGACCCUGAGAAAGCUGGAGCAGGUCUUUAGCUAAAAGUGUCUGGAGUCAGAACAGAGACACAUCAGAGUAUGCUCAAGAUAGCCUUGUGCCAAACUAUUUACUAAGUAGGUGAUCCAUCUCCUGCUGAACUGAAACAUAGCAGUUAUCGUAUGUUAAAUUUUCAUAUUCUGUAUGAUUUCUGUGAGAAUUUUUGCCUAUUCUUGUCUUCCAUCUUCUCAACUCCUAUAUGAAUAAAGUAUUGACUUGAUUUCUGUGGCUUUGAUUGUAAUGUGAACUCUCCCCCCCACUCCCGAUUUCCUCCCCAGUCACCAGCUUUGUAUUUCUUUUGUUAUUUUCAGGCAUUUAUUCUUCUGUGUGAAAAUUAAAAUUACUUGUUGAGUUUUCUAAAAA
Molecule: messenger RNA, 2432 nt
Organism: Cervus elaphus (red deer)
Lineage: Eukaryota; Metazoa; Chordata; Mammalia; Artiodactyla; Cervidae
Product: GTPase IMAP family member 6-like
Cellular component (GO): cytosol
Molecular function (GO): GTP binding
Source: RefSeq, a predicted model, not a curated record